Suillus paluster is the source of this 2481-nucleotide messenger RNA. RefSeq lists its product as uncharacterized. Gene Ontology annotation, biological process: mRNA processing. The record is from RefSeq and is a predicted model, not a curated record. Gene Ontology annotation, cellular component: nucleus. The coding region runs from base 1 to 2481 and encodes 826 amino acids. Gene Ontology annotation, molecular function: metal ion binding; RNA binding. The transcript has 6 exons. NCBI's taxonomy places the organism in Eukaryota, Fungi, Basidiomycota, Agaricomycetes, Boletales, Suillaceae.
AUGCUUUACGACCCAACCUCUGCACAACACCUAAAGCCCUGGUUGGUUCGAACUCUGGAACCAAUAUGUGACGCGGAGCCUGGGGCACUUGCUGAAUACAUUCUCGCUUUACUGAAGCACAAUGUCCCGGAAAACGAGAUGAGGAAAGAGCUCAGCUCCCAACUGGAAGAGUUUUUAGAGAAAGAGGGACCCUCAUUUAUAGAUACAUUAUUCACUGUUCUCAGAACCAAGUCGUAUCUCCCUUACACGGCCAGCGACCCAACAAGUUCUUUCUCAUUGCCCUCACAUCCACAGUCCGCAGAUACUGGAAUUCCUAUACCUCUGGAUGCUCUUUUAUCCAAUCAUUCGCCGACGGACAGAGGACAGAAACGAUCACUCGAACAUGAUGAACGUGACGGGCGCCCACCCACUAAAGGUGCUCGGUUAAGUGUGGAAGGCCAAUUUUCACGGUAUUCCAAUGGUCGUGACUCUCGCUCCACCGGCGCAUGGAGUGGUGGUCAAAAUAAGGCUGGGGGCCAAGGAUUGAUGAUGAAUGGUAUAAUGGGUGUCGGGAUGAAUGGCAGUAAUCAAAAUGUGAACACUCGACGACAGCAAAAUUAUCAACCCCCAGACCAAAGAAAGGGAAUUUGUCGUGAUUAUCAUAAUAAUGGAUAUUGUGCUCGUGGUGCACUAUGCAAGUAUAGUCACGGUGACGAUGCUUUCGUCCCAUCGCAAAUGUUUCCUAUGAAUGGUGCUGUGCCAUUCUUACCAAUGUUUGGUGGAAUACCAUUUGGCAUGGCGCAAGGUGCCCCCUAUGACCCACACGAGGCACGCAUGGAUAUGCGCCCGAAUGGCGGCGGCAUUGGCAUGGGUCGUGGGACCCAACGUGCACCUCUACUCCCCAGAGUUCCGCAAGAGGACGGCGGUCAAAUUACUCAUGCGGCGGACAGGUCUGGUGAACUUCCGGUCAUACAGGACCUAACUCCUCAGAUGGCUCCAGAGUCCGCAUCGUCGAUCGCACCCCCAGCAGACCGCGUCCCACAGAGUUCCACACCUAUACAGCAGCAACCAGUUCAACCCAUGGACGUGGAGAUGGGUGUUCCAAAUGUGCCUGGGCCCUCGACGUACAGUAUGCGUGGUGGAUUCGGAGGAGGGAUGAAGGGUGCACCUCGUGGCCGAGGGGUUUUUGGUGCUGAUGCACAGACCUUCCGCCCAGAACGACGGCAAGAUAAAACACUCGUGGUAGAAAAGAUUCCAGAGGACAAGCUUAGCCUUGACGCUGUCAAUGGUUGGUUCAAGCGCUUUGGGACGGUCACCAACGUUGCAAUCGAUGUUCGCAGCGCCAAGGCGCUCGUGAGUUUCUCUGAGCACACCGAGGCGCAUGCUGCAUGGAAGUCAGAGGAUGCUGUUUUUGGGAACCGGUUUGUAAAGGUCUUUUGGCAUCGGCCCAUGGAAGGACAUGGGCAAACAGGAUCACGAAUGCUAGCAGCCUCUGCACCACUACUAGCCAACCUGACUGCGCGAGACGCUCCCAAGCCUUCUGCACCAUCCCAGCCUCCUGUAUCGCACGCCACGACUCCCGCGCGUAAACAGCCCGUUCAGUCUACCGCUGUGUCAGAGCUCGCAGCGAAGCAGAAGCUGCUGGAGCAGCAGAUAGCGGAGCAGAAGUCUUUAAUGUCUUCAUUAGAGACCGCUUCCGCCGAGGAGAAGAAAGGGAUUCUGGCAAGAUUGCGGAAGUUAGGAGAAGAGAUGACUCUGCCAUCAGUACCAUCACCGUCAGCUACUCCCGCCAAGGUCCAUUCGCCUGCACCCGUCCCGGCCACUCAGAAUGAUCACGAAAAAAAGGAGAGAGAGCGGUUGGAUAAGGAGCUUGAGUUGCAUGCUGUUGGGGAGUCUACGGAGGAACUUAAGGCUAAACUUGCAAAACUAAGGGAGGAGGCAGCGAGUCUUGGAAUAUCGGAGACCAGUGCUGAGACCUCGUAUGGUGCACCGUACCGUGGAUUCAGGGGUCGCGGUCGCGGGGCACGUGGCGCCUUCUAUCGCGGAGCACCGCGAGGCGGUCCUCCCAGGGCAAGCAUGAAACUCGACAACCGUCCAAGGAAGCUGUUGGUCAAGGGUGUUCGCGAAGACAGUCUGCAAGCAUUGCGGGAUUGGUAUGAAACCACCGGUCAGCUCGAAUCAGCAGAGAUCAUUGGUGAUGAUGAAGUUCUCGUCAGUUUUAGGACGAGAGCUGCUGCCGAGCAGGGUUUUGCCAAGGGAUCAACUAUCGCCGCAGUAGGGCCAGUGAAAAUGUCAUGGCACACUGCCCAGCCCUCGCAAGCAAGACCACAAGAUGUCACCGCGCCCUCAUUACAAACUGCCACCACAAAAGAUGCACAUCCGGACGAUAUGCGGAGUGCUUCGCCGUCUCAAGGACGCCGUCCUUCUCCCCGUCCACAGGAAGAAGAAGUUGUUGCUAUUGGAUGGGGCGACGGUGAUGAAGAUGGUAUGGGCAUGUUUUGA